CGUGAAUUUUAGAGAGAGAGAACGAGUCAGAAGAGAUCCGCCCUGUUUAUCCGUUAUAUAUAUUCUCCGAUCAUUUCCCUCAAAAUAUAUCUUCCCACUCUCUAUCUAUCUCUCUUACUAUUAUUCUGUAGCAGAUUCGAUUCAAGGCAUUAAGACAGAUAUGGAAACAUUCCUCUUCACUUCCGAAUCCGUGAACGAAGGUCACCCAGACAAACUCUGCGAUCAAGUUUCCGACGCCAUCCUUGAUGCCUGCCUCGAACAAGAUCCCGAGAGCAAAGUUGCCUGUGAGACCUGCACCAAAACCAACAUGGUCAUGGUAUUCGGAGAAAUCACCACAAAAGCAACCGUAGACUAUGAGAAGAUAGUUCGUGACACCUGCAGAGGAAUCGGAUUCAUUUCCCCAGAUGUAGGACUCGAUGCAGAUAACUGCAAAGUUCUCGUGAACAUCGAGCAGCAGAGUCCCGACAUUGCUCAGGGUGUCCACGGUCAUUUAAGCAAGAAACCCGAGGAAAUCGGAGCAGGAGAUCAAGGCCAUAUGUUUGGUUACGCAACCGAUGAAACCCCCGAACUCAUGCCACUAACACACGUCCUAGCUACCCAGCUCGGCGCGAAGCUAACCGAGGUUCGUAAGAACAAGACCUGCCCGUGGUUGAGGCCAGACGGGAAAACCCAAGUGACAGUCGAGUAUAAGAACGAGAACGGAGCCAUGGUUCCGAUUCGUGUCCACACCGUGCUCAUUUCAACUCAACACGACGAGACUGUAACCAACGAUCAGAUAGCAAAGGACUUGAAAGAGUUCGUGAUCAAACCGGUAGUCCCUGCCCAAUAUCUCGACGAUCAGACAAUCUUUCACCUCAACCCGUCUGGUAGGUUCGUGAUCGGAGGUCCCCACGGGGACGCAGGUCUGACUGGGAGAAAGAUUAUCAUCGAUACCUACGGCGGUUGGGGUGCUCACGGUGGUGGUGCAUUUUCCGGUAAGGAUCCAACGAAGGUUGAUCGGAGUGGAGCCUACAUUGUUCGACAGGCGGCAAAGAGUGUGGUUGCAGCCGGGCUCGCCCGUCGUUGUAUAGUGCAGGUGUCUUACGCGAUUGGUGUGCCUGAGCCAUUGUCGGUUUUUGUUGACAGUUAUAAGACGGGGAAGAUCCCAGAUAAGGAUAUUCUUUUAUUGAUUAAGGAGAAUUUCGAUUUCAGGCCAGGAAUGAUUGCCAUUAAUCUUGAUCUUAAGAGGGGUGGGAAUUUCAGGUAUCAGAAAACUGCGGCUUAUGGUCAUUUUGGAAGGGAUGAUACUGAUUUCACCUGGGAGGUCGUUAAGCCACUCAAGCGUACAGCUUGAUCAUAUCUUCUUUUUUAAUUUUUUUUAAGAACUCAAGUAUCAUUAUUAAGCAGCACCCAUGAAGGGCUUAUGUUUGUUUUUUGUUUUUUCAUUAUGAUAAAUUAUUGUUAUUUUUGAGUAAAAUUUCAUAUUCUUGUUGGGGAUUUUGUU
This is a messenger RNA of Impatiens glandulifera, 1483 nucleotides long. Its product is annotated as S-adenosylmethionine synthase 2-like. Gene Ontology annotation, molecular function: methionine adenosyltransferase activity; ATP binding. The record is from RefSeq and is a predicted model, not a curated record. The transcript is spliced from 2 exons. Gene Ontology annotation, cellular component: cytosol. Lineage: Eukaryota; Viridiplantae; Streptophyta; Magnoliopsida; Ericales; Balsaminaceae. Gene Ontology annotation, biological process: S-adenosylmethionine biosynthetic process. The coding region runs from base 161 to 1333 and encodes 390 amino acids.